GAUAGGGUAUAACACAUCCACCCCUCAUUGCUGCCCACAUACCUACCUACGUGUAGGCACGUUAUGAUUUCAUCGAUCCCAUCCCCCUCAACACACACCCGCUCGCCCAUCCUCAGCCAGACACGCAAACGCAUCUUAGAACCGGCCGCCACGCUCGCUUCCUCCCUCCGAUACCGCGAUGGCGUUUCCCUCUCGCGCUCUUCCCAACCACCUACGACAAGGCUCUACUUCAACCAACCCAACAGCUCAACCCGUCGGACAAUCGCCAGCACUCCUCGCCCGGGUCAACGAGAAGAGGGCAGAGCUCGAGAAUUUGCAAGAGCUGCGGGACCUCAGCGCAGCCGUGGCCAGCCAGAUGGAGGCGCUAGAGCAGAAACUUGCCACGUUAUCCGAUGGGACUGAAGCAAUCGCGACGGUGUUAGGAAACUGGCACAACGUGUUACGGGCCAUCAACAUGGCGUCGGGUAGGUUGGCAGCUUCGUGCAGCUCGUCCGGUGAGUCGAGUGGGUUGGUGCUGACUCGUCUCACAGCCAAGAUACCGAGCCCGCGGAAUGCCGAAGAGGCCGAGUCGAAAGCCCAGGAGGAUAGGCUUCCCCUGCCGCAGACACUGGUCCGGAUACCCACGGAGCAUGCGCCAGCGUUGCAGGCGCAAACCGAGGGAGCUAUGGAGAGCGACCAGAACAACUCGCUAGUCUCCUGAGUGCGCGACCGGAGAAAGGUUCUAACCGCAGGUAACAAUGGAAUUCCGGAGAUUCACUUCUCGUCGGUCUCUCAUUCUCCGACAUGCGAUUUCAAGCUGGCGCUCGCCCUCCGCUUACGAGCAUCCAUCGCGGCCACCAAAGCUCCGUGAAAUGCUUGCCUAUCUAUAAAGAGCAACCUGGUCCCGGUGGCAGUUUACGGUCAUAUCUUUGGUGUGCAUCCCUACCUACCUCCUAACACCUACACGCGCGCACAUAAAUAGUCGUUGUGCCGGAUAAAGUGCGGAUUACAGCGUGAUCCUGAG
Durotheca rogersii is the source of this 1003-nucleotide messenger RNA. Its product is annotated as DASH complex subunit Dad2-domain-containing protein. Bases 179 to 700 code for a protein of 173 amino acids. Gene Ontology annotation, biological process: attachment of spindle microtubules to kinetochore; mitotic cell cycle. NCBI's taxonomy places the organism in Eukaryota, Fungi, Ascomycota, Sordariomycetes, Xylariales, Xylariaceae. The transcript is spliced from 2 exons. Gene Ontology annotation, cellular component: mitotic spindle midzone; DASH complex; mitotic spindle. The record is from RefSeq and is a predicted model, not a curated record.